CGUACAAACCAAGCGAAAUCCGUAACUAGACGCGUAAGAUCUCUCACGCGCAAAUCCGACGGCAGCUGCGCGCACGCAACGCGCUCCUCUCGCCUCAUCUCCCACCACCCAAUCUUGUCCGAAUCACUGGCAACACGUGUUAGAAGGCCAGAGCAUGGGCCCCACCACCAAGACGUCGUGCGCCCGGGGGCGGGCGUAUUCCGGUUUUACUGACCUUUCAAGGACUUCCUGAGCUCUGAGAAGGAGAGAGAGAGAGAGAGAGGGAUUACUGGACCAUUUUGACCAUUUCCCGCUCUUCGUCUGCCUCUGUUGACAGUGGUGUGCAGGGAGGAAGAUCGAAGGACAAUUUGGUAAUUUCGCAUUAAGGAGGAGGAAGGAGGAGACAUGGGAGCUUGCGUUUCUAGGACGGGACGUUGUAUAGGCGGCCGUACGGAUUCUUUGAGGCAGACUCACGGCAAGCGAAAGAGAGGACUCAAGAGGCGUGUUUUCUCUAAGAAGGUUGCGCGAUCGGCCGGCAAGGUGGGCCACGAAGGCUGUUCCGACGCUCCGGAUCGCUCCCACAGCAAUCUUGCUUUCCAUGGUGGAAGUACUGACGAGGCUUGGUUUGAUUCUGUUGCAAAAUUUGACUCUGAUUGUGAUGAAGAUUACGAAAGUGUUCAGGAAGAUGUUUCAUCUUUAAAUGGCAUUGAUGGUGCAUCCGUAUCGAGUAUUUCAUCUAUGAAAGACGCUAACCUUGAAGAUGCUGAUGGCAGUGUUCCAUGCAUCCCUUCCACUGUCCAGCAUCAGAAAUCUGGGGAGCCGUCGACGGGAAAUUCAGCACGCGAUUAUGUCACUGAGUCUGCUAAUGACACAAAUGAAGUUGAUCUUCAAUCCAAAUCUGACGGUGCUUUAAGCAACGCGAAGUCCCCUGUGUUCCGUGAUGAAACCCCUAGUCUUUCUUUAGAUGAAGGGGUUAAUGAGGAAGCGGUAGUGCUGGGCCAUUGUGGCCUUCUGCCAAAUGCUUGCUUGCCUUGCCUUGUUCCUUCUCUCCCAUCAAUUGAGAAGAGGAAACCUUCCAGCCCUGGCCCACCAAGUGCGAAGAAAAAGGUAGCCUCGAAGCUUUCCUUCAAAUGGAAGUCCAUGGAAGAACAUCCCAAUCCUACAUUAUUUUCUAUGAAGAGUUUUGUAGAAAGACCAAUAGCAGGUUCCCAAGUUCCAUUCUGCCCAAUAGAGAAGAAAAUGUCUGAUUGCUGGUCACGUAUUGAGCCCAGUACAUUCAAGGUUCGGGGGAAGAAUUAUUUUAGGGAUAAAAAGAAAGAAUUUGCUCCAAACCAUGCUGCAUUUUAUCCUUUUGGGGUCGAUGUCUUCUUAUGCCAGCGGAAAAUCAAUCACAUUGCUCGGUUUGUGGAUCUCCCCAUUAUGGAUUCAACUGGAAUUCCACCUAUUCUUGUGGUGAAUGUUCAGGUUCCGUUAUAUCCUACCUCAAUCUUUCAAAGUGAAACCGAUGGCGAAGGGAUGAGCUUUGUUUUGUAUUUUAGGCUUUCAGAAAGUUACUCAAAAGAACUUCCACCAAGUUUCCAGGACAGCAUCAAAAGAUUAAUCAGUGAUGAAGUGGAAAAGGUUAAAGCCUUUCCCAUGGAUACGAUUGUACCCUUCCGUGAAAGGUUAAAGAUACUAGGCCGUGUGGUAAAUAUAGAGGACCUUCACCUAAGUGCUGCUGAGAGAAAGCUCAUGCAUGCUUACAAUGAAAAGCCUGUUCUUUCUCGCCCUCAGCAUGAAUUUCACUUGGGAAAGAACUACCUCGAGAUUGAUUUGGAUAUGCAUAGAUUCAGCUACAUCUCAAGAAAAGGGUUCGAAGCAUUUCAAGACAGAUUGAAGCUCUGCGAAUUGGACAUUGGCUUGACUAUUCAGGGAAACAAACCAGAAGAGUUGCCAGAGCAGGUCUUAUGUUGCGUCCGUUUAAAUCGGAUUGACCAUACCAACUACCCACAACUAGCAACCACCUGUGCAUGAAUCUAAGAGAAUAAGCCCCAAAGAAGGGUUGAUGUAUUGUAGUAUUCAAUCAAUAAGUGCGAAUCAAGCAUUUCUACAUAGCAAGUAGCAUACACGUCUAUCGUCCCCUUAUUGUAUGUGGCCCGGUGGAUAUUUCUUGGUUUUUUGAGAUGAUUAUAAUGCUAGGUCAUCUCCUGGUCAUGGAUACAAGGCAUUCAGAGGCCGGAGAACAAUUCACAUUCAUGACAUUUUGGUGAUGGGUGGUUACUGAUGAGAAGGCUUUAGUUGUAUGCUGCUGAUGGAGAACCAAAUGAUCUGUUGGCACCGGGGACAUGGGCAACUUGAGUGGGCCGUGCUGUGCCCAACACACACGCGCGAAUGAAGGAUUCUUUUUAUUUCUUAACAUAGGGAUCUUCUGAUGUAGUGAUUUUUCUUUUCUUUUCUUAUAGAGUGAAGGGAUUUAUUUAAUUACUUAAUGUAUGAAAAUAAUGUUCAAAAGGAGCUGCUCUUCUUUUCCCUCCAA
Magnolia sinica is the source of this 2494-nucleotide messenger RNA. RefSeq lists its product as uncharacterized. NCBI's taxonomy places the organism in Eukaryota, Viridiplantae, Streptophyta, Magnoliopsida, Magnoliales, Magnoliaceae. Bases 385 to 1992 code for a protein of 535 amino acids. The transcript is spliced from 9 exons. The record is from RefSeq and is a predicted model, not a curated record.